AGAAUCACUUGAAAGAAACGGUUUUGGGUAUUUCAAGAAUAUAAUCAAAAAUCUUUACAAAAAUGUCGGAUAUUUUUAAUAGUUUUGAUAGUAACGGUGCCGGUGGUGACGAUUCUCAGGACAUCAUUAUGGCAUCACCAUCUCAAAGUAGUCCCAUGGCAAAUAAUUCAAACUCCAAUUCGGCCGGAGUAAUUGGGCAAACAGUCAGUAAUGCAUCAACGGGGUCAGCAGGUAAUGCCACAACAUCAAAUGCCAAGGCAUCUACGGGAGCAGAAAAUCAACCGAUCUUGACAAAACCACGUCUAAUGGAAUUGGUCAGGGAAGUCGAUACAACUGCCCAGCUAGAUGAAGAUGUCGAAGAGCUGCUGCUACAAAUUGCCGAUGAUUUUGUUGAAGAUGCUGUCAAGGCCACAUGUGCUUUUGCAAAACAUCGCAAAGUUAACAAAGUGGAAGUACGCGACGUUCAAUUGCACUUGGAGCGUAAAUGGAAUAUGUGGAUUCCUGGUUUUGGUACAGAUGAACUGCGACCCUAUAAACGUGCCGCUAUUACAGAAGCUCACAAACAACGUUUGGCAUUGAUACGGAAAACCAUUAAAAAAUACUAA
Musca vetustissima is the source of this 605-nucleotide messenger RNA. RefSeq names its product transcription initiation factor TFIID subunit 12 (gene Taf12). The transcript is spliced from 2 exons. Gene Ontology annotation, molecular function: protein heterodimerization activity; DNA binding; TBP-class protein binding. The coding region runs from base 63 to 605 and encodes 180 amino acids. Gene Ontology annotation, biological process: DNA-templated transcription initiation; RNA polymerase II preinitiation complex assembly. The record is from RefSeq and is a predicted model, not a curated record. Lineage: Eukaryota; Metazoa; Arthropoda; Insecta; Diptera; Muscidae. Gene Ontology annotation, cellular component: SLIK (SAGA-like) complex; SAGA complex; transcription factor TFIID complex.